UCCUUUGGCACGAUUGGCUUUCCCAGAAGUGGAUAACAACGUGCUAAAAUUUCUGUACGAUGAUAACCAACGAGUUGAACCUGAAUGGUAUAUUCCAAUCAUUCCUAUGGUGCUGAUCAAUGGUGCUGAAGGCAUUGGGACUGGCUGGUCAUGUAAAGUUCCUAAUUAUGACAUUCGAGAAGUGGUCAAUAACAUUCGACGUAUGCUUGAUGGAGAUGAGCCAUUAAGAAUGAUUCCUAGUUACAAGUAUUUCAAGGGGACAAUAGAUGAACUAGGACAAAAUCAUUUCAUUAUCAAUGGAGAGAUAUCUGUUCUUAAUUCAACCACCAUUGAAAUUUCAGAGCUUCCUGUUCGGACAUGGACACAGACUUACAAAGAACAGGUUCUGGAGCCUAUGCUGACUGGCACAGAGAAGACUCCAUCACUCAUAACAGACUAUAAAGAGUACCACACGGACACCACUGUCAAAUUCAUCAUAACAAUGAGUGAACAGAAACUAGUGGAGGCAGAGGCUAUUGGUCUACAUAAAGUCUUCAAAUUACAAAGUCCUCUUUCUUGUAGCAAUAUGGUACUUUUUGACCAUGCAGGCUGCCUUAAAAAAUAUGAGACUGCAGAGGAUAUUCUAGACGAAUUCUAUCAAGUCAGACUGCGUUAUUAUGGUUUAAGAAAAGAGUGGCUCGCUGGCAUGCUGGGUGCAGAAUCUGCAAAACUAAACAACCAAGCUCGCUUCAUCCUUGAAAAAAUAGAAGGGAAAAUAGUGAUAGAGAACAAGCCCAAGAAAGAAUUAAUACAGGUUCUCAUUGAAAGGGGUUAUGAUUCUGAUCCAGUAAAGUCAUGGAAAGAAUCUCAACAGAAGGACAUUGAUGAAAAUGCAGAAGAAGAUACUGAUAAAGAAAAUGAAUCGACUGCAGCAGCCAGUGGGCCAGAUUUUAACUACCUUCUGAACAUGCCCCUCUGGUACCUAACAAAAGAAAAAAAGGAUGAAUUGUGUAAGCAGCGGGAUAAUAAAGAAACAGAGUUAGAAAACCUGAAACAGAAGGAUCCUACUGACUUGUGGCGAGAAGAUAUGGCUGCUUUCAUUCGGGAACUUGAUGUGUUAGAAGCAAAAGAAAAACAGGAUGAGAUGUUAGGAAUCCCAGGCAAGCCCAGCAAAGGGAAAGGAGGGAAAGCAAAAGCAAAAACCCUUCAGCUCCAGGAAAUCCUCCCUUCUCCCCAAGGGAGGAGAGUUAUCCCCCGAAUAACCAAUGAGAUGAAAUUGGAGGCAGAGAAGAAAUUAAAAAGAAAAAUCAAGACUGAAAAAAUUGAGCUUGACGAGAAUCAAGAUCUCCCAGGGACCAGCAAGGAACCGAUAAAUCUUAAACAAAGAUUGAUGAAGAAACUGAAAAUGGACUCAGGUGUCAAGACACAGUCAAAACUGUUGUUCAAGCCAAUAAAAAAAGCAAUGACAGUAAAUCCUUGGUCUGACUCAGAAGAUGGAAAUGGCUCUAAUGACUCUGAGCUAGAAUCUUAUGCGCAACACCACCAAGUGUCAGGCAAUCAGCCUUCUGUUCAGGAACCUUUCACUAAGAAAAAGGCAAAAACAAAACACAUCAAGCCUAAGAGUUCAGGUUCCAGUUCAGAUGACAACACCCAAAAGCUUACCAAAAUAAAGCAAGCUGCUAAAAGAAGGAUUUCAUCUUUCAGUAGUGAAGAUUCUGAUUCUGACUUUGUCCAAAGCCUUAAAAAAAGAAUAGCACUUAAGGAAUCCAAGAAUAUGGAUGAAACAUUUAUCGUUCAACUAAACUCCGAUGGGCUGUUUUCUAGUCCACCCAAGAUCCGUGGAAGAUCACUUCGCACUAAGAAGCUAGUUCAAUAUCUGGAGCAGUCGGAUGACGAAUAGUUGUAAUCUAACAACAAAAUAUAUUUGCAUUUCUUUGCACUAGUUAAAAUUAGUUCCUUGGUAAACAGAGAAUUGAUUCCAGAUAUUUUCUAUGGGCUAUCUGAUGGCAUAAAAUGUUAUUGUGGCUUUUUUCUAAUGCUGUAAAUAUUUUUCUUCGCUUCGUUUUUGAUAAGACCUAAAGUAAUAAGUAAUAAA
Messenger RNA from Pseudonaja textilis, 2074 nucleotides. The record is from RefSeq and is a predicted model, not a curated record. Lineage: Eukaryota; Metazoa; Chordata; Lepidosauria; Squamata; Elapidae.